Molecule: messenger RNA, 2319 nt
Organism: Gamsiella multidivaricata
Lineage: Eukaryota; Fungi; Mortierellomycota; Mortierellomycetes; Mortierellales; Mortierellaceae
Exons: 3
Coding region: 194-2155 (653 amino acids)
Source: RefSeq, a predicted model, not a curated record
UUUGAAUCAGCCUUCUCUCCCCCCCAUCUCUUCCGUUGCUGUUUCAUUCGUUUUCUGAGUCUGCUGACGCCAACCUGCGAUCUGUCAGCUAGAUUCGCUAGCUCGGACCCCAGAGUAUAAAAACAAUAGCAACUCUUCGAGACACAUAUACUGGGGAUCCCUGUUUGGACCGACCGCGGCCAAUAUCCUGUCCAUGGCGGUAAAGUGGCCCCAUCCUCCACUUGCGAUCCCUCCUGUUUCCCCUGAUUCUAACCCUGAUCUCGAUCCCGGCCCUGGUCCUGAGCCUACCGCGCCGCCACCUCCCAGGAUCCCACCUCGGCCAUACUCAGCCGAGUUCAACAUUUCCACAGAUCGAUUCAUCGCCCUAUCCUCGCCCAUGCUGCAGUCUACGGGAAGUGCCAGGCAAAGUGCAGCCCCUGUGUCUGAGAGGCGUGAAUCAGCACCGUCUCCCUCUCACUCCUCAUUUUUUUCACCACUGUCGUCGCCAGUAGCCGGCAUCAAUAAAACUGAACAACCAAGACAACGACCUCGCUCCAAUUCACAUAUCCAGCUACCUCUGUACUCUCCUGCGUCGCAGCACAGACCACUCCCAGCCUUGCCUGUAACAAAAAGAGCAGUUACACCCACCGAAGAUGGUAUCAAGGUACCCGUAGAUGAUGAUAGAUCGUACAACUCAGUACCUUCUCCACGCAACUUGAACGCCAAUCGUCUGCAUCCGAACAACUUUCCUCAUCCUCAUUCGCCUCAGUUUAUACCCAAGGAUCUUACUCGCAACUCAUAUCAGCACCGGAAUUCGAUCGACAGUGUGCCCGGGUCUGCGAUGGCCAGUGUGCAUCCUCUAGAAUAUCAAUCAAGCAUGAGCAGCAGCGGUAGUAGCACCAGCAAUUCCCGGUAUUUGGCAUAUUUACGACAGCCUAUGAACCUCCGUGGCGAAAGCAAUACAUUCAUCCCUGCACAGACGCAGGAACUUUUGCAUCGUUAUGAUGACGGUCCAGGUCAUAGUCCGGGUCAACUCUCAAGAGAAGGAGGCCAGCAGCUGCAGUAUGAACAAGCAAAUGCCUCCGCAAGUGGCAGCAGGGUCUCAAAUGAGCGCUCCCUGCAUCAUUACCCCCUCAAUCAUAUGCAGGAUGGCGCUGUCCAAUCCUCCAAACAGCGACCAACUGGUCCAUCGACUUCAUCCUUUACGGGAUCGCAGCAAUCCAGCGUACGAUUGCCUAAUCGCAACAUGUCCUUGUCUUCAUCCCUUUCCUCUACCACGGAAUAUAAUUCAGCUGCUUCUUUAUCGUCGUUUUCGUCUCCCUCUCUAUUUCACCAAGAGUACCCUGGACACUCCCAGUCUAAUAACUCUGCCGAUCUACUAUCAUAUUACCCACCGCCUCCAUUAUCUAAUAUCACUACUGUCCAGCCUCACUAUUUCGGGUCCUCAACAGAAAGUCAGUCCGUUUCAGUGGCAACAGAAUCGCCAACUCCAUCAUCGGCAAAACUUCCUACAAACAGCAUGCCAGCUAACAAAUCAAGCACACUACCUCCGAAUCAUAACAACAGGAGGCAUUCCUCUGGGUUACACAAGCUAUCCAUAAAAACACACCAUUUGUAUACGGUCAAGAAGGGGCCCAGCACGGCAGAUGUAGCGGGUCCAGGGAAUAGACAUCUGGAGCCAGAAAAUACAAUCAAGGGCACUGCGCAAAGUCGCCCACGUUUGAAGCAGCCCGCACCUUCUUCUUCCUCUUAUCUGCUCCCUCGCCAGUCUCCCAAUCAUCUGGUAAUUCCACAGGCCCCGCAGCCCCCAUCGGCCUAUUCAACACAGCAGCAUUCAUAUUCGAAUGCUCAGCACCCACUCGAUACUCGUCAACAGCAUCAAGCACAGGUACAGCAUCAGCCGAGUCAUAGCCAGGGGCGACAGCGAAUGCCAUCGACAGUGCGAUCGCCAAGCUCUCCAGGAAUGACCAGUCCUUCCUCGGGUCCCUGGUUAUUUGAGACAAUGCAAGACAGAACGGCCAUGUCGCUCAUGCAGCAGUAUCUGAUACAGCCGGAUGAUCCAGACUCCGAAGUAGAUAUUGCAAUGCAGAUCAUGAUCUCUCAGGCUGCUGUGGACUCUAAGGGCUUUGAAGUCCUUAUUCCCCAGACGGUGGAGAGCAUUAAGCGCGCAAGUUAAUGCAUACUCCCUCUUUUUACUACGCUGUAGCACCAUGCCACGCUCAGCUCCAGAAUCGCAGCGCUCACUGCUCGUCUUUCGCUCGAGUCCAAGAUCCGAGAAGCAGCUCAGUCGCUGCUAAGGCUCCAUGCGGACAACAAGAAGUUGGCACGGCAGGCGAGCGA